AAAGAUCUUAUAGGAUGUCGUCCAAAUGUUCACCUCUCUUGGAUUAGAAGCCACUAGCGACAGUUACAUUGAUGAUCAGACAUCGGGUUGAUCAUUCUACAGUCACAGGAAAAUUCUUCACUCACGCAAUCUACGGAAUUUUGGCGAUGAGAGCUCAGAUUAUAAAGGAACUAUUUAAUUUAAAUUAUAAUAUCUAGCAUAAAUGUUUACUAUUUGCCCACACUAAAACAAACGUAUCAUAUAUAUUUUAAUGAUGAAACAAAAAUUAAAUUAAUUAAACUUUCAAAUAGCACCGGUCUAUUAACGCUAGCUACUAGCGCUAUCUAUGAGGCACUAGCCGAAACAUCUACUUCAUAAUGUGAUCCUUUUUGCACUGACUCGUGUCAUGACUUAAACAGAGUCAUGAAAUUGUUUAGUAUCGGGUCGAAAAAUGAGAAAUCUUUUUUUAUACAGUUGGUUGAUACAUUUGGAAUAUACAGAGCGUGGCUAAUAAAAAGUAUUUGGGCUAUUCUCAUUUGUGACUUAUUUGUCCUUAAUGGAACAUAUUCGCUACAUUAGAGCAAACUAAACACAACAGGGAUACAAGUAAAUAAGAACCAAGCCUUACAGUUCUUACUCUAUCUGAAAUCGUAAUCUGUAUUCGCUAUUGCGCAAUAUUCGUUUCCAACCAAAACGCUAAGACUCUUGUACAAAUUUUAGUCAUACACGUGCGUAAUGAACGUAAGUAAACCUUCCAAAAUAUUACUCACUUUUUUGCACACACACACAUACACACACACACACACACACACACACACACACAAAAUUAUUCGUCGUGCAUAAAUGAAACAUGUGUGAAGCUAGAAAUAUCUCGAUGUAAAGUAGAACGAAAACCUAACAUAUGUGCAGCUGUUUUACUGCUUCUUCCUAGGUAAGGGAUGCCAGUCUCUAAGAAUCACCGUACAAUCGGGCAAUGUUUGUUCAGGUGAUCUUAUCACGAAAAAUACACCAUAAUUUUACUAGUCGAAACAAAUACACACUAAGUUUUAGAAAUACAAAAUUUUUGAGAAAAUAUUUUACAGUUUUACAUUUGAACAAAAUUAUUCAAAAAUAUUAACAUAAAUUGAUGUGACUCAAGGAAAACGGAAAUAUUAAGUAAAACGUAGAUAAUUCAACAUUUUACCCCUUCACCCUCAGAGAUAUCCUUCUACAAAAAACUUCGCUUGUUAUCGUAAAAACAUACUGUUAUUCCACUAUCUGAUUGUCUCUAUAUACUCUCCUAUUAAAAGCAGCUGUGUAAAGCUUUGGAGAGUUGUCAUAAACAGCUUCGUUUUGCGAAUACACCGCUCCAACUUCUUCAUACAAACAAUUACAGUUGCGGCAAAAUUAGUACUCAAUUAAAUUUCAAUCUUUCACUUUUACUUUAGUAACUUUAGGUUGUAUGUAAGAAAUAAAAAUCGUGAAUUUUUAAGCUAAUCAACCCCAAGAACAUUGGAGUCUCAAAAAGUACCCUAUAUCUCGUAAAUUCUAAUCAAAACCAUAGAAGUUUAAGAGAGAGUUGGAUCUUUCAUGUUAUCCGUUACUGUGCCUCCCAUUUGUAUGGGUGGACCUUGUUUUUGCAAAUGGAUGCGUGCCAGACGUUUAGCAAACAAAUGCCAAAAAUUUCCUAUAUAAAGGAAAAAAUCGGAUCUUUCCAGAUAAAUCAUAUUACAAAAUGGGACCUCGCAACAAAUUGUGCGUAGUACAUAUUCUACAGUUGUUUCUAACGUUUCAACAAGCCACAAGCCAACAGUGUCCCAGCAGCCCUUAUCGUACGUUUGAUGGAACCUGCAACCAUGUGGUGAAUCCAUCAUGGGGUGCUGCCAAUACACCUUUCGCGCGGAUAGUAAACCCCAAGUAUGCUGAUGGCAAAUCGAGCCCUCCCGUGGCAACUGACGGUAGUGAUCUUCCGAACGCUAGAGUGCUGUCGGUUGAGGUCUUCCAGGAGGGAAUACAGAACAGUCCUGAGUUCUCGCUCGCUAACAUGCAGUUUGGACAAAUCGUUGCUCAUGAUAUGGCGUUAACGCGUGGAGUUCGUGAUCCGUUACCCUGCUGUGCUAAUGGUCGUUUACAACCAAACCGUGCACCUAGAUGUUUCGCUAUUCCUGUUUCACCCGAUGAUCCCGUGUUCUCAAUGCGUGGUAUUGAGUGUUUGGGACUAAUCCGUACUCUGACCACCUGUGACGAGAGUCCUUCCAACUGUGCUCGGGCGGAACAGAUCAAUGCCGUGAGCCAUUAUCUGGAUCUGUCAGUCGUGUAUGGAAAUUCCGUUCAAGAGAGCCUCCAACUUCGUGACCCGAACACGGGGUUGUUGAAAGUUGAGCCGCGUAAUGGUCAGGAUUGGCCUCCAAGACAUCCGAAUGCAAGUGCUACCUGUACACUCAAAACCCCGGAGGAAGCUUGCUACCUUACCGGAGAUGGACGAUCGAAUCAGAGUCCACAUUUGGCAAUACUUCAAAUAACGUUCGCCCGAGAGCAUAAUCGUAUCGCUAAGCUCCUACGGACUUUUAAUGCCAAUUUAUCAGCAGAAGAAAUAUUCCAACGAGCCCGUAGCAUCAACAUUGCCCAGUAUCAGCACAUCGUGUACAACGAAUGGUUGCCAAAUUUCUUGGGCCGAGACUACAUGGUGGAGCAGCAACUGCUUUACACAGCGAGAACUCCUACAAAUGAUUACAGUCCAACUAUCGAUCCGUCUGUUAUUAAUUCUCACACUACUGCUGCGUUCCGAUUUUUCCAUUCCUCCAUACAAGGGCGGCUGAAACUCUUUGAGGAAAGUCGACAAUCGCUGUACAGUGUCAACAUCAACGAUCACACCAACAAUCCAAGUAUCCUGGAAGAAGCGUCUGAUCGUUACCCUGAGCUGUUGCGUGGACUUACCUCGCAGCCAAUGGGACUGAACGAUGUAAGUCUCGAUCCGGCUACCAAACAUUUCCUCUUCCGCUUCAACAACAUGUUCGGCACGGAUCUUAAAUCGCUCGACAUUCAACGUGGUCGAGAUCAUGGUCUGGCUGGAUACAAUGAUUUUGUGUAUCUGUGCUUGAACCAGCGUGCUACAACGUGGGCAGAUUAUAACCAACUGCUGGUGCCGGGAGCAAUCGAACUUCUCGCCACGUAUUACAAGUCGGUGAACGAUCUUGACCUCUCCGUUGGAUUGGCGUUCGAGAAGAAGAUCGACGGCACGGAAACCGGACUGGUGUUGCGAUGCAUUUUGAAGGAGCAAUUCCACCGCACUAGGAAGGGUGAUCGUUUUUUCUAUGAAAAUGGAAACCAUCUAACAACCGCGCAACUGGCGGAAAUACGCAAAGCGAGUAUGGCAAAAAUUUUAUGCGAAAAUUCCUUGCUUAACCGAGUACCUGAAAUGAAACAGAUUCAACCAUUCCCAUUCAAAUUGCCUUCCAACACGAACCCGCUCCGAUUAUGCACCACAUAUCCAUUACCUAAUUAUAGAGUGUUUGUGUGAAUGAUCAGAAUAAUUGUAGUUAUAACAGGAAAGUAAAGUUAAGAAACUAAUCUAGCAAUAGCACAUACAUGUUAGAGGCACAUACACUAAAAUCGAGGUUUGAUAAUAAAAUAUUUAUGCGAAAAAUUCUCAGUCGAGCGUUC
Anopheles funestus (African malaria mosquito) is the source of this 3621-nucleotide messenger RNA. Its product is annotated as peroxidase-like. Lineage: Eukaryota; Metazoa; Arthropoda; Insecta; Diptera; Culicidae. The transcript is spliced from 5 exons. Gene Ontology annotation, biological process: response to oxidative stress. Gene Ontology annotation, molecular function: peroxidase activity; heme binding. The record is from RefSeq and is a predicted model, not a curated record. The coding region runs from base 1694 to 3478 and encodes 594 amino acids.